AUGGAUACAACGCACAUCUCGCCCACAGCCCUUGCCAAUCAAGCCGCUUCGGGUCCUUCCAGCAAUCUUCAGGAGAGCAGCAGCAGUAGCGUCAAGAACCUCAGCUGUCUCCAAUGCCGCAAGCGCAAGACACGAUGCGACAAAAAGUACCCUUGCUCGCCUUGCGUCAUUCGCGGUGAUGCAUCCUCCUGCACUCAGGUCCAGCAGACCAUCGCUUCCAUCACCACCUCAUCAGGCGCACUCACUUCUCCGACGCGAGAAAUGGCACCCUUGCUUCAUCGCAGCUCCUUUUCCGAUCACCAUGUUCCCGGUGUCUCUGCUUCGGGUGCCACAGCUGCUGCUCGAACAUCUUCGUCCUCUUCUUCAAAGCUAGAUGUUCAUGAUUCCGACUUCGCUUCCGACCGCUUCAUCAGUCUAGAAGCAGAGCGUUUCUAUCGUCUGGAAGCCCGCAUGGACCGCAUGGAGCGCUACCUAUCCACCAAUCGUCUACAAGGCAAUGACGCUCGACUUGCUUCCACCACCUUCGCUGGCGCCGAUCAGCAGGACGACUUUGAAGUCUCGCACCCCGGUCACUCCAAGCAGGAGGUUCCCGUCGGCCAAGACAUCCAGGACCUCUUCGAAGAUGCCGCCAUGGGCCGCAAGCUCAAACUCAAAAGUCUCCCCUUUGGCGCCGUAGACGCCGCCAUGGAUGGCGAAGUCAAGGACUCCGAAACCGACGAGGAACACGUGCUCGACCAGCGAUCGGCAGACUCUCCCGCAGACGUCGCUUUCCGCUUCGCCCAAUUCCUUCCCCCCAACACCGACAUCCUCCUCGACUUCUACUUUGCUCAGGUGGACUGGACCACGCGCGUCUUGCCUCCAGAAAGCCCCACCGACUUUUUGGAGCUAUCGCAGAUGAAGCCAGAACAGCUCGCCACAUCUUCCGUUCCGAGUGCCCUGGUCUGCUGCUACUUUGUCGUCAUCGCCAUCGCGCUCCACUUUUCAGAGGCCACGCUGCUCGAAAAGGUGGGCAUCUCCAAACGCGAGGCUUCCCGACUCGCAGAUACGCUCUGCACAGGCAGUCAACAGCUGCUGUGGUCCUCCAACUUCCUUCAAUCCCAACAGCUCGAGCAUCUAGCCUGCAUCUGUUUGCUCGGUGUCUAUCAGCACAACCGCAAAGAGCAGUCCGACGGUCAAUGGGCCCUUCUCGGCUCGGCCAUCAAAGUGGCCCAAAACAUCGGUCUCGCUCGAUUGGACCAUGGCGGUGCACCGCACAAACCGUCGGCGAGCAUGAGGACCGAAGCACGUCGGGAGCUCGGACGACGAAUCUGGUGGAACUUGACGUGGCUCGACUGGUCGCAUUCGGUGGCCCACUUUGGUGUCUACUCGGUUCAUCCUUUGCAGAAUCGCACCAACCUGCCCGCUAACGUCGAGAUCCACAAAGACAGCCUCACGCUCCAUUCUCCUGACGUAUACACCCACUCUUCGGCCAUCACGAUGCGCAUGCGCUACGUUACCAUCUACCGCGAGAUUGUCGAUGUGUCCAACGAGCGGCCUACGCUCUCGCGUGCCCAGAUCCAUCGCUUCGUAAGCAAGCUCAACGAGGUGCAUGACUCGACGCCCGCUUGUCUGCGCUACGCUCCGGAUCGCACCUUUGAGAAGCCAGACCAAGCGAUGGAGUCGGUCAUGCUCGAACUUAUGUACCUCAACCGCAUCUUGCGGCUGCAUCGCAUUCACCAGCUUUCGGGCUUCACCGAUGACGAGUGGCGGUUUGCACGCAAGGCCUGCCUCUCUUCGGCCAGCUGCAUCAUCCGCAUCUUGUCGCUCCAGGAUAGCGUCAUCCACAAGUUCUGGCUCAGCACUUUCUACCUUCUCGGGGCUGCGAUGGCGCUCGUCAUGGAGCUGUGCUGCGCACGGCAACAGGACCUCGACGCGACCUCGAUCCGCGCGAGCUUGUCCACGGCGGUCUCGUUGCUGUCCAAGGCGGGGCCGGGAAGCGAAGCGGCCCGCAACUCGCGACGCAUCCUCAAAGAACUGCUCAGCGCCGAAAACAGGAUUCGAGCUGCAUUCGCUCGCUUGGGCGGCCUGGAAAGGAUUGCCGAGGAGAGGCUAGAUACAAGCGGAACCAAGGACGUCUUCUUGGAUGUGCUGCAGAAGGUCUUUAGCAGCACGUCAAGAUGCAAGCGCAAACGGGGCAUGGACGAAGGCUCGAUCGGUGCGCAUCAGGCGAAGCGUCGGAUGGAAGCAUUCGAUUCUGCGCACCACACGCGCGAGUCGAGUGUGUCGUCAACGGCAGGCGGGAACCAUGUUCGUGCUGCCGAUGGGAAUGGACAUGGGAACGGCGCUGGUGGUGGGAUGGGUGGCAUGGAAGGGGCGUACACCUGGUUGGAUUCGGACAACUUCUCUAGCUUGGCAAGCGAUGUGGUAGGCAAGCCGGUGGAGGCAUUGUCGGUUGGUGACGGCACGGUUGCGUCGAACGAGAGCGACUGGCAAGGGGAGCAAUCGCUCUUUCCUUCGCUAGACGGGAUCUUGUCGGGAGCGUUGUCGAUCGAUGAAUGGCUGGGCUCGUCGUAUCCGUUCGAUCAUUUGUAA
This is a messenger RNA of Kalmanozyma brasiliensis GHG001, 2571 nucleotides long. RefSeq lists its product as uncharacterized. The record is from RefSeq and is a predicted model, not a curated record. Gene Ontology annotation, biological process: regulation of DNA-templated transcription; DNA-templated transcription. The coding region runs from base 1 to 2571 and encodes 856 amino acids. The transcript has a single exon. Gene Ontology annotation, molecular function: DNA binding; DNA-binding transcription factor activity, RNA polymerase II-specific; zinc ion binding. NCBI's taxonomy places the organism in Eukaryota, Fungi, Basidiomycota, Ustilaginomycetes, Ustilaginales.